AACCUGACGGGAUGAGACGAAGAAGAAGCGGUUACUAAGCUAGUAGCGUACAUGGUAACCGGUUUCUCCAACAGUUCACUUGAGACAGUGACUCUUUUGGAUAGCUACAUUUGCCGAUUAAAACAGUUUUCGCGUUAAUGAUCGUCGCCACGUUGAUAAUGAUGUAGGUGGAAUUGAGAAGAUACAUUGGUUUGCAGAUCUAGAGCUACCGUAUGGCAACAUAUUAGCCUCGAAGCUAAUCAUGAGCUGCAUCUCUGUUUAACAAUUUCUUGCUUUUGCGAACAUUUCUUUCGCGGAAUGUUUACGAAGACUAGUGUUGUAUAGCAUGUAUCGUUGUUGAACCUUAAAGUCAUCAUCAUGGAAAAGGAACCGCAAAAUACUGUUGUCUUCAACGCCUCCAAAAGAGAGUUGUUUACCACCAGUAGCGUGUACAAAACCAUGCAAAAGCACAUUAGGACUCAAUGGAAAAUUCAAAGUAUGAAGGAAGAGUUGUCAUCGGACAAACUGAACGGUGUCAAGUUGUGGAUAACUGCAGGCCCGAGAGAGAAGUUUACAGCAUCUGAGUUGGAAGGACUGAAACACUAUCUGGAUGAUGGAGGAAAUAUCCUGGUCAUGCUUGGAGAAGGAGGAGAGAAGAAAUUUGACACAAACAUCAACUUUCUCCUGGAAGAAUUUGGGAUUAUGGUUAACAACGAUGCCGUUUUUCGGACCAGGUACUACAAGUACUAUCAUCCUAAGGAAGCACUUGUGUCUGAUGGUGUGUUGAACAGGGAGAUCAGCCGGGCUGCUGGCAAAUCAACGGCAGGAAUAACUGAAGAUGACAACAUUGGAAAUAACACACAGGCUCUGUCAUUUGUGUACCCAUACGGUGCCACCCUGAACGUGAUCAAACCGGCUGUGGCUAUGCUUUCCACCGGCUCGAUCUGCUUCCCCCUCCACCGGCCUGUCGUGGCCUUCUAUAAAGGAAAAGAGAAAGGCAAAUUGGUCGUCGUCGGUUCCUGCCACAUGUUCAACGAUCAGUUCAUCGACAAAGAGGAGAAUAGUAAAAUUCUGGGUGUCGUGCUCCAGUGGCUCAUGACUGAUAAUAUUCAGCUGAAUCAGAUUGAUGCAGAAGACCCAGAGAUCACAGAUUACACCAUGUUGCCACACAUCGGAUGCUUGUCAGAACAACUCACGCAGUACUUCCAAGAGGGCGACGAAAACCCCCGUGACUUCACUUCUCUUCUGGAUGUUUCUUUUUUUAGUCUGUCAACGGACACUUUGCCCCAAGUCGUCAGUGUGUAUAAGCAUCUCAAUGUCAAAGAAGAGCCGCUUCAGCUAAUUGCGCCACAGUUUGAGACCCCGCUGCCACAGUUGCAACCCGCUGUCUUUCCUCCAAUCUUGAGCGAUUUGUCGCCACCGGGGCUGGACCUCUUUGACUUAGAUGAAGCUUUCUCUUCGGAGAAAGUACGCCUAGCUCAGCUCACCAAUAAAUGCACAGAUGACGACCUUGAAUUUUACAUCAGGAAAUGCGGUGAAAUUCUCGGCGUGACUCCCAAGUUGGACAAAGAGCACAGGGAUGCUAAGCACAUAUUGGAGCACAUUUUCUUCCAAGUUGCAGAGUUCAAGAAACUCAAUCAAGAGUAAGAUGUCAACUCUGAGAAUGCGGUUCACCCCUUCUGGAUCUUUUUUAAAGAAACACUCCCAUUUCUGUGCUGAUGUUGGCAUAUUUGUUGUUCACCCCAACAAGCACCAUGUUUUUUUUAAAUGAAUUCAAUGUUUUAUGGACUUUAAAGUGCAAAAUAUAUUGUAAAUAUCAAAGCAAUUAAAAUCAUUGGUGCAUUCCAUAAAUGUU
Syngnathus acus (greater pipefish) is the source of this 1834-nucleotide messenger RNA. It is a transcript of the gene ift52, whose product is annotated as intraflagellar transport 52 homolog (Chlamydomonas). Gene Ontology annotation, biological process: cilium assembly; intraciliary transport. NCBI's taxonomy places the organism in Eukaryota, Metazoa, Chordata, Actinopteri, Syngnathiformes, Syngnathidae. The transcript is spliced from 13 exons. Gene Ontology annotation, cellular component: intraciliary transport particle B; centriole; cilium. Bases 358 to 1626 code for a protein of 422 amino acids. The record is from RefSeq and is a predicted model, not a curated record.